AUGGGAAUCUCUCAUCAUUGUUUGUUGGAAACACAACUUGCAUGAAGUGCGAUGUUCUGUUUUAGUGGACAGCUCUCUGAGUUUCCACAAAUAUAUAACACUUUUAACCAGCACUGCAGUCAAGCAAGAGAACAUGUUCACUUCCCCUAAGUGUCCUUGCAACUGCCCUGUCCGCCCCAUGGACGGACAGCGGUUAAACAUGGAACCAUAUGUAGGGUUUUUUUUUUUUAGUUAUUCCUUUCACUCUGCUCUCUUUAAACGUUUAAGAUUAUAGUUAGUGUAUUUGUGCGGGGAGAACCUGUGGGAGUCAGUUCUCUCUUCCUACCAUGUGAGUCCUGGAGAUUGGUCAGGUUGUCAGGCUUAGCUGCAAAUACAUUUACCAGGCGAGCCAUCUCACCCACCCCGUUGCUGUUUUGAGAAACAAGGUCACUUCAUAAGUACAUUUAACUUGUACGCUUAGCUCUCCACCUGGCGUUGUCGGAGUUGUCCAACAAGGACAUUGGCUUUGAGAAGAGCCUCUCGAGUCCCCACAGCUGAGCACGGGAAGCCCAUCUUAGCAGUGAUCCCGGAAAUACCACAGCCUCCCAGAGUCAGCUGAGGCCUGGUGCCUUUCAGAGCACUGGCCCUUGCAGAAGUGUGUGCGGAACGGACUGGUGUCUUUCCUCCCAGAUGCUGCGUGGCUCGACCAUUGCCCAUUUCUACUACCGGGCUAUGACGUGUUUGAGUGACUGCAACCUACUUUAUACUUCUCUCCAUUCUGGGCUCCAUACAACAGCCAGCAUGGUGAUUUUAAUCAAAACCAUGAUGCCCAGCUUAAAUUACUUCCAAGAUUUCAGUAAGAAAAAGAAUACAACCACAGGGCCAGCCUGAACAAAAUGAUUCACACCAAACUCACUGUGGGCAGCCUGGGACUGGGCCUGGUCAUCAUUCAGAACGGGCCCUACCUCCAGAUUAGCCACCUCAUCAAUAAAGGAGCUGCAGCCAGUGAUGGAAUACUCCAGCCAGGUGAUGUUCUGAUUAGUGUUGGACAUGCCAAUGUGUUAGGAUAUACCCUCCGUGAAUUUUUAAAGCUUUUGCAAAAUAUCACCAUAGGAACAGUGCUACAAAUCAAGGCUUAUCGAGGCUUUAUUGAAAUACCCCAGGAAUGGAAAGACGUAUAUGAUUUAAUCCCUGAGACCAAAUUUCCAAUCCCACAGCUACUUCUAAGAGGAAAGAUGCGUUCUGGUGCUUCGGAGGCAGACAGUACACCAAAGAAAACAGAGCAGGCCAAACAGUCUUUUGAAAGCGAUGAGCAUGAAGAUACAGUUUUAGAUCACAGACUGAAGUAUUACAGGUAUCCUCGGUCAGUGUGGAAUCACCCUGUACGAAUACCGCUGUCGAUCUCCACAGAAUGGCAUGGGUAUAAGAAGAAGGACAAUACUAUUAGUGUUGGCAAAGACGUUAAGAGCGACGUAGUAAUUCACAAGGACGACGAGAAAGAACUGAGGGCACCUUCUCCAUACUGGGCAAUGGUGGAGCAAGAUGAACGCAUCUCCUCCUCCUCCUCCCCCGCUUCCUCCAUCUCUGAUGCCUUUUGGCUGGAGGAUUUUGCACAGGACAAGGAGGGCAAAGGUGAACAGGUGUCAAAGUUUGGUUAGGUAUUGGUUUGCAAAUUUGUAGCCAUAGAACUUCUUAUUUUUAAACAUCCAAUUUUUAUGUCUUACCAUGGUGUUGAUUUGUGUACUUCCUACACGACUUACCAGCCCUCCCUCCCAUGACUACAGAAACGCCUUCUUCCUUACUUCCCUGUGGUCUAAUAGGCUCCACAGACCUGCUCUCAGAGCCACCAUCAUUUGCUCAGCUGUUACAACGCCACUAGAGGAACCUGCCCAAUCAUCAGAAUGGCGGACAUUUGCCUUGUAUGGUACAGUUUUCCUUGAGGUUUUGGACUGGUUGUUUACAUUACAGCCCCGCCCACACCCUCUCAGUGAUACCUUUACCUGGAAAGUCAGGACUGAAACAAGCCAGGAAGAUAGGAGAAGGAGUCAGACACAAAAGAAACCAGAUGAGAGGACUUUCCUUAGAAAUGUACUUUUACUGUAAACGGGGCAAAAUCCAGACUGUUCAAUUGUUAUUAUCCCAAACUGAGCAAGUUUUAAAGUUGUUUUUAUUUUAAAAAGCCAUCAGUAAUAAUCUGGAAUUUUUUACUUUUAAAGCUGCUUAGCCUCAAUUUUAACAGAUUCUGAAAUUUCUUAAUUGAUGUAAUUAGUGAACUUAAUUACUCUAUUACUGUUUUCUUUAAAGCAUUUAAUAAAUACCUGUUGACUGCCUAGGAAGAGUACAAGAAAAACAUUUACAUACAAUGUUUUAUUGGCUCUAUGGCAGCUAGGAGGACUAUACUUUUAAGUUUUUUUCUUCAUUGAGAAAAAUGUUGAAUUAACAUUAAUAAUUAGGAAACCUGACUCUGAUGUGUUUGCUGGUCUGGGCUGAGACUUGGAUACAUGCAUCUGUUAUAACUCGUCAAGAAAAGGCGUAUGUCCCAAGUUUCCACUUGCUGUCAUUGACUUCUUGCCAGAAACAAACUUUUUCGCAGCCUUAAAUAAAACACAGAGAGUUAAAUGUCAUCACCAAGUAGAUAAACCAUGUACCUUGAGUUUGUGGACCAGACAUUCUAGGGCAGCAACUCUGUAACACAGCCUCCUAAGACGAUUAACCGUGAGACAGUGUUUUAUUCUGAAGGUGUACAGCAUCACAUGUGCAGCUAAGCAAACAGAAGGUCUCUAGAUGAGUACAGUCUUGAAGAAAAACCCCACCGACACUCAAAACCACGAAGAAUGGCUACUGGUAGGCUGCACGUUGGUAUUGUAAUGGUAAAAAGGCAUGAAUUAAUCAAGAUACUGUCGUUAUUCACAUUAAAGCAGACUUAUGUAAUCGAA
Messenger RNA from Rattus norvegicus (Norway rat), 2915 nucleotides. NCBI's taxonomy places the organism in Eukaryota, Metazoa, Chordata, Mammalia, Rodentia, Muridae. The record is from RefSeq and is a predicted model, not a curated record.